Molecule: messenger RNA, 1594 nt
Organism: Argentina anserina (silverweed cinquefoil)
Lineage: Eukaryota; Viridiplantae; Streptophyta; Magnoliopsida; Rosales; Rosaceae
Product: pentatricopeptide repeat-containing protein At4g36680, mitochondrial
Molecular function (GO): protein binding
Source: RefSeq, a predicted model, not a curated record
UUCCUCCCCAAUCCCGCAAACCCCUCCCGAAAAAUGUCCACCUCCAUCCCAAUCCGCCACCUCCGGCGCCUCUCCACCACCACCACCUCCACCGCCCACUCCUCCAUCUCCAUUUCCAAAGCCAAGUCCAAGCUCCGCUCCGAACACGACCCCGACAAAGCCCUCGAAAUCUACUCCUCCGUAGACCUCGCCGUCCGCCGCCUCGCCAAGUCCCACCGCUUCUCCGACAUCGAAUCCUUCAUCGAGUCCCACAGAAACGACCCGUGAAUCACGCAGGAGCCUUACUUGUCUACCUUAAUCCGAUCCUACGGCCGAGCUGGCAUGUUCGACCACGCGCUCAAAACCUAUGACCAAAUGGACAACCUAGCUACUCCCCGAACUUCAGUUUCCUUCAACUCUUUACUUACAGCCUGUAAUCUUUCAAAACAGUUCGACAGAGUUCCUCAGCUGUUCGACGAAAUUCCAACGAAGUACAGUGUUGUCUCCCCUGACGAGGUGUCGUAUGGGAUUCUGAUCAAGGCUUACUGUGAGGCUGGGAAGCCGGAGAAGGCGAUCGAGAUGGUGAGGAUGAUGGAGGAGAAGGGCAUUGAGGUGACAGCUGUGGCGUUUACCACUGUGUUCAAUGCUUUGUAUAAGAAGGGGAGUAGAGAUGAGGCUGAGAAGCUGUGGGAUGAGAUGGUGGGCAAGGGCUGCAAGGUUGAUGCGGCGGCGUACAAUGUGAAGAUAAUGUAUGCUCAUGUUGAUGAGAGUGCCGAAGGUGUGAAUGGUUUGCUUGAUGAGAUGGUUGCUCUUGCUGCUGGAUUGAAGCCGGAUGCUUUUAGUUAUAAUUAUUUGAUGAGUUGUUAUUGCAGGGAUGGGAGGAUGGAGGAAGCUGAGAAGGUUUAUAGGGGGUUGGAUGGGUAUAAGCUUAAUCCUAAUGCGGCGACUUUUAGGAUUUUGGUGUUUAAUCUCUGUAAGAAUGAGUUGUUUGAGAGGGCGUAUAGGGUGUUAAAGAAGAGUGUGGAGGUGCAUAAGAUCCCGGAUUUUAGUACUUUGAAGUUGUUGGCUGAGGGGUUGAUGAAGAAGAAUAUGAGGAAGGAGGUGAAGGGGUUGAUUAGGACAGUAAAGAGGUUUCCUCCUAAUGUGAUGAAUGCCUGGAAGAAAUUGGAGGAGGGUCUUGGUUUGGUGCCUGAAGAACUCGAUGCUUCUUGUGUUCCUCAUGAUGAUGAUGAUGAAGAGAAACGAGGAACUGUAAAUAGAAAGCAGUGGACGAAGCCCAAUGGUAAGAAGAGGUUUCCUCGUAAAGCCAGGAAUGACCGGAAGAAAUUGGAUACUGUUACUUCUUCAGUCCCUCAUACUCAUAGUAGUGCUAAAGAAGCUACAGGAUGAAUAUGGAUGGAAUUCGAUUUGGUUUGUCUAAAAGUGAAUAUGCGAUUGCUUCAUCGGUUGUCAGUCUUCACUCAGACUGAGCUGAUCUGAUCUGAUUGAAUUGUUAGCAAUGCCGGUGGCGAUGAAACAAGUUGGAAGCUAUUUGGAAAUAAAAGCUUCAAGUUUUGGUUUAGUAUGCUAGUUUACUUAUGUCUGUCUCUUUACUUGUUUGACUAUGUGCACUAGU